Ictidomys tridecemlineatus (thirteen-lined ground squirrel) is the source of this 2213-nucleotide messenger RNA. Lineage: Eukaryota; Metazoa; Chordata; Mammalia; Rodentia; Sciuridae. The record is from RefSeq and is a predicted model, not a curated record.
AUUAUUAGGUACUCUCACAUAAUAACCCUUCUAUGUAGUCUCCAGCUUUACUUAUUUUCGGUGGGGCUGAUAAAAGUGUACAUCUUUAGUUGCAUUUAAAAUUUUUUUCUUUUUUUCUAAAUGUUCAUGUAUGGCCCUGCUUUGGCUAUGGCUCAGUUUUGACUGACCUUGUUCUAUCUACUAUUAAGAGUCAGCUAAGACUCCUUAGAGAUCACUCUUGGGAACAUGUGUGAAGCCUCUUGACUUCUUUUGUCUUCCUCUACCAAUUGUGCCAUCUGCUAGCAUGGAUCAGCAUCUUGCUGACUACAUGUGGCUUCCCUUAGAAGCAUUAGGGACAUUUCCCUCUCCAGUCACUUUCCUCUUUGCAGAAUGUGCACUGGUUGGCUUCCUGUUUUCUAGGGUCGUCUUGAUCUUCUUGAUGAGCAGAUUGGGUGACUCACCGGACUUGUAGGACACAGAAAGGGUUCCUGUCUUUCCUUGGAUUGUGGCUGACCCUAGAGGGCAAGGGCCAAAUAUUGGCUGCUUUUCUUCUUGGCCCUUUUACUUCCCUUGAAUUUAGUCUCAAAGUUUUUGGUGUAGGCCAGUUUCACCAGUAUUAAAGUGGGAGUAAUGGGUUUUAAUUUUACAGUAUUUAAUUGGGGUCAGUAUUAGCACUGGAAGUCAGCCUUAUAUUCUGUGUGUCUUACAGAUGAUGACUUAUUAUUUCCAAUUAACUCAGGUUGUUCUAUUAGAAGGAGUACCUCUAUUCCAGUGGAUUGGGUUUCUCUGGAGGCUCAGCUUCUUCUGCCUUUGCUCAAGACACCGCAGCCCCGGGCAUGGAUGGAAGUUUUAGAGCUGCGUGGCAUUUAUUCUUUCUGCUGCAAAGGCCUUGUCCAGCAGGCCAGGCCCCAGGGUGCCCCCAUGUCGGGGCAGCGGGUGGAGGUCGACGGUGGGAUCAUGGAAGGUUACGGCCAGAUCCUUAGGGUCUCCACCACCCUCAGCUGUGUCCUGGGCCUCCCCUUUCGGGUGCAGAAAAUCCAGGCGGGCCACAGCACGCAGGGCCUGAGUAUUAUGACCGGAAGGCCUCAACAUUUAUCUGGACUGGAAAUGAUUGGAGAUUUGUGUGAUGGGCAACUGGAGGGGGCAGAAAUUGUUUUAACUGAAGUAACCUUCACACCAGAGAAGAUCAAAGGUGGAAUCCAUAUAGCAGAUACCAAGACAGCAGGGAGUGUGUGCCUCUUGAUGCAGGCUUCAAUGCCAUGUGUUCUGUUUACUGCUUCUCCAUCAGUACUUGGUUUGAAAGGUGGAACUAAUGCUGAAAUGGCACCACAGAUGGACUACACCAUGAUGGUCUUCAAGCCAAUUGUUGAAAAAUUUGGUUUUAAUUUUAAUUGUGACAUCAAAAUGAGGGGCUGUUAUCCUAAAGGUGGUGGUGAAGUGAUUGUUCGAAUGUCACCAGUUACACAGUUGAACCCAAUAAAUUUAACUGAUUGUGGCUCUGUGACUAAGAUAUAUGGAAGAGCUUUUGUUGCUGGUGUUCUGCCAUUUAAAGUAGCAAAAGAUACAGCGGCAGCGGCUGUGAGAUGCAUCAUCAGAAAGGAGAUCAGAGAUCUAUAUGUUAACAUCCAGCCUGUUCAGGAACCCAAAGACCAAGCAUUUGGCAAUGGAAAUGGAAUAAUAAUUAUUGCUGAGACAUCCACAGGCUGUUUGUUUGCUGGAUCAUUGCUUGGGAAAUGAGGUGUAAAUGCAUACAAGGUUGGAAUUGAUGCUGCUGAAAUGCUGUUAGCUAAUCUUAGACAUAGUGGAACUGUGGAUGAGUUUCUGCAAGACCAGCUGAUUAUUUUCAUGGCAUUAGCCAAUGGAGUUUCCAGAAUAAAAACAGGGCCAGUUACACUCCAUACACAAACUGCUAUACAUUUUGCUGAACAACUAGCAAAGGUUAAAUUUACUGUGAAGAAAUCAGAAGAUGAAGAUUACUCUAAAGACACUUAUAUUAUUGAAUUCCAAGGAAUUGGAAUGAGAAAUCCAAAUCUAUAGGGUAUUUACCUCUUAAAUGAUACCCCAGUGAUGUAUUGCACUAACUUAUUUCAUGUAUACUACAAAACAUCGAAUAUUAUUAAAGGGCCUGUCUAAAUUUGGAUAUGAAAUAUAUUCUAGAUUUACUGAGAAUGCUUCAUCAAAUUAAUCUUACUUUAAAUAUCUCCUGAGAUAUGGGCAAUAAAAUGUAAGAAUUG